This is a messenger RNA of Staurois parvus, 324 nucleotides long. The record is from the annotation of a GenBank genome assembly. Lineage: Eukaryota; Metazoa; Chordata; Amphibia; Anura; Ranidae.
AUGUAUGUGAAAUGCCUUGAUACAGUAAUGUUUUACUAUGUGAUUUUAGUGUAUUUAGUGAAUGUCACUUUUUGUCAUUUUCAAAUUUCCCGGCGUUCCGUCCCCCGUACAUCCCGACGCUCGCAGGGGACGGAAACCCAGAUGACAGAUGCCGGCAUCUGCCGGAUUACAUUGCCGGGGACACUGCAGGAGGGACAUCGUGGGAGCGCAGGACAAGGUAAGUGAAGAACAGAUGCCGGAGUAGCGCCGCAUGGUAAGCCCGAGUGUAGCUCGGGGUUACCGCUUGUGCUACACUCGGGAAUACUGCCAGGGGGGUUAAGCAAA